AUGUUCAAAACUUGGGAUCACAUCAGCCAAUUCAUCAACACAGGGUUAUUGGCCCUCAUUGGCCCAUCAGCAGGCACCAUCAACUAUGGCCUGUUUGUAUUGUCGGGCCUCUCAGUGUUGGGUACAAGGGAUGCCGAGGAAUCCACUGAAGACCAUCUCAAGAGAAUCAAUGCCUUGAUUAAAAGCGCGAUAGAUAUGACCCCAAAAAUUGAAGGGACCCAGUCUGUCUGCAUGGUUCUUAACUCAACCAUGAUGGCCUGUAUGACAAGGCUGAAUGACAAGGUUUCGCAGAGAGAAGAAGACUUUACUACUGAAUCAACGAGCCCACAAAUUCCAUCUGCUGUGCUCUUCAAAGACUCUAAGGCUCAAACGGAAAGGAUUGCAACCACCAGCCCACUCGAAUUUGCUUCCUCGGACUUUGCUUUCUAUGGAGUGCUCAUAUGGGUGGAGGGAUUCACCUUCAAUCAAACUAUAGGAGUGUUAGCAAUUCCCCUCCAGUUGCCCAUCAAGCAAAUAUCCAGAGUGACUUGUGUUGGACAAAGCCAAGGAUACUGCCAGCGGUCUACGACGGCAAUCACAGGAUGA
This is a messenger RNA of Laccaria bicolor S238N-H82, 585 nucleotides long. RefSeq lists its product as uncharacterized. NCBI's taxonomy places the organism in Eukaryota, Fungi, Basidiomycota, Agaricomycetes, Agaricales, Hydnangiaceae. The coding region runs from base 1 to 585 and encodes 194 amino acids. The transcript has 4 exons. The record is from RefSeq and is a predicted model, not a curated record.